CAUGCCAGGCUGCUAGAAAAGUCCGGGCGAAGGACUCUUACCACGAAGGCGGGAGAUGAGUGCACCGGAAGCCAUGGAUGGAGUCCGAGCCACAGUCCUGGAUGCUGCGACCACCCCACCAACACUGACGAGCCUCUUGCACGACGACCCUCCCUCGACACCCCGCCCUGCAUCACCGUGUAACCACUACUUUUAACCCGGCAAAUCACCUCUUCUUCUGCAGGCGAAUUACCCCUGCUGUAGAAUGAACUUUCCCGACUGCGUCUCGACCGGUAGCAUAGGUUGUGGUCAAGAGGGUCGCAAAGCAGGUGAGCAAGGGGUGAGGCCUCCCGGGAACACAGCUUAAAGUCACAGGAGGAAAGAGGAAGUGGGGAAAUGGCCGAUGCGGCGGACGGCGACAGUGGCGAAGAGGAAUUCUUAGACUGCAGUGGAGUAUCUCCGGCAUGCCUCUUCCACAGAGAGGAGUGCAGUCUUUUUGCAAUUUCCGGAGGGAAUGUGGUCAUAGAAGAUUUAGAAGAAUUAGAUAUAAAUUCAGAACCAAAGGCCAGAGAUGAAAUUCUAUCAAGUGCCUUAGCAGAAGAUGAAGCAGCCACAUCAGGAAGCUUAAGUCACAGCCAUUCUCCCCAACAGACAGACACAAGCACCGCAUGUGAUUCUGUAGUGACUGAACCUUCUUCCUCUUCUUCCCCUUCCCCUUUGUCACCGAAAGUAUGUCACAUAGAUCAUCUACCGAAUGAGAUACUAUUAGAAAUAUUUUCUUACUUUACCGUGGUCGAAUUAUUUGCCAUUAUCUCUCCAGUUUGUACAAGAUGGAGGAGAUUAGGUCAAGAUCCAACACUCAGGAAGAAACUGGUUUUCUCCUUCCAACGACCAGUUGCAGGCGACAGGAUCUGUGAGCUGCUGGCCGGGUCUCCGCACCUGCUUUCCCUGGAGCUGCAGAGCCGUGAAGAUGGCGGAGACCUACUUCGUCAGGCAGCUACUUCUUGUAAGAAGCUCCGGGAAAUCACAACAAAAUUUUGUGAUGGACUGAAUGAGGACAUUCUUAGGGCUUUGGUGGAGAACUGUCCGGAUGUCAGGCAUUUUAAUGCAGAAGGCUCUCGAAUCAGUUGCAGCGAAUGUUAUUUUGCAAUUGCAGAGUUUCAUAACCUAAGGCACUUGAAUUUGUCACACUGUCAGUUCUUGGAUAACUUGGGCCUUGUUGCAAUAGCUAAACAGUGUCGCCAGUUAGAAUACUUAAACAUAGACGGCAUUACAAAAAUUUAUGACUAUUCCGUAGUAUGUCUAACACAGGAAGUUGGUCCCUCUUUAAAGUUUUUGUUCUUGGACGGAGAAAAUCUGACCGAUGCUUCGUACACUUCCCUGGCAGCUUGUAAACACCUCAAAAUGCUCGGAGUUUCAUUCUGCGAGCAAAUGACAGAUGUUGGGCUGUCUGGCAUUACUGGACUCUGCGAACUGACGUGGAUGAAGCUUCGCAAGGGCGUCCACCUGACUUCAAAAGGCUUACAAAGUUUCUUCAGCAGCGGCCACCUGUCAAACCUGACUCACUUGAACUUAGGCGAAUGCAGCUCAAUGAACGAUGAUGUCUUAUUUGCAGUAGCGGAGAAGUGUCCACGUCUCACGAAUGUUGUCCUGCAUUGGUGUUGGGAUAUAACUGAUGUGGGCAUGACUGCCUUAGUAUCCAAUUGCUCACGGCUGCGAGUGCUAGAUUUAGUGGGCCUGGUUCAACUCACUGGUACUUCCUUCAUUAACGUUCAAACUGCACUGCCAGAUCUGCUCAUUCUGGAUUUGGAACAGUGCAAUACUAUCAAUGACACCAUCCUACAGCGUAUCGUAGAAGAACAGCCUUCACUAACAGUUUUUGAUUACUGGGGCGAUCCAGUAAUGCCUCCAAACCCAAAAGACUCGGAAAGCUCAGAAAAUGUAGGUUGACUGCCUUGGCUUUCAUCGCGCUUUUUGAAUGGAUUUCAGUUAACAAUAACUGCCAAUGGAGUCUUUUCAUUCCCAGACUGGGAAAACUGAACAUAUCUUGGAAAAUUGGGGAUAAUUGGGAUGUUUUCUAGUAAUCGUAAUAAUAUGCUUAAUUGUUUUGUAAGUAUUUCAUUAGUAAUUAAAUAUUCAUAUUCACUGUCAGAGAAAAUGUAAAUCAUGAAUUGGAUGUAAUGUUUUCAUUUCAUGAUAUUGUAUUGCUUAUUAUUGCUGAAAACAUAGUCAUAAUACAAUGUAAACAUAAUCCUACAACCAGGAAUACUGUUUUCACUGUAUGGCAUUGUAGUUUCUUCUUGUUAAACACCUUUCGGAAGACAUACCAUAAGCAUGCAUAAAUGCUAUUUUAAUUAUGUAUUUUUAAUGAUCAAUCUAUGAUUAAAUGCAAAUAUCAAGAUA
Messenger RNA from Penaeus indicus, 2382 nucleotides. Its product is annotated as F-box/LRR-repeat protein 20-like. Gene Ontology annotation, biological process: SCF-dependent proteasomal ubiquitin-dependent protein catabolic process. NCBI's taxonomy places the organism in Eukaryota, Metazoa, Arthropoda, Malacostraca, Decapoda, Penaeidae. The record is from RefSeq and is a predicted model, not a curated record. The transcript has 2 exons. Gene Ontology annotation, cellular component: SCF ubiquitin ligase complex. The coding region runs from base 376 to 1929 and encodes 517 amino acids. Gene Ontology annotation, molecular function: protein binding.